Trypanosoma rangeli is the source of this 933-nucleotide messenger RNA. Its product is annotated as putative flagellar antigen. The transcript has a single exon. The coding region runs from base 1 to 933 and encodes 310 amino acids. The record is from RefSeq and is a predicted model, not a curated record. NCBI's taxonomy places the organism in Eukaryota, Euglenozoa, Kinetoplastea, Trypanosomatida, Trypanosomatidae.
AUGUUUUCCGCGACAGCACCGGUUGUAGGAACAGUGGGACAUGCGCUGCAACCUUUGCGUCCGACGAGGCCCAUGACGACAAAACCCACCAAGCCAGAUUACUUUGUUAUGUCUCUUGCACGGAAACCCAUGGGUCCUUCCGUUUAUCCAGGUGCUGCGGCCGCGGAAGAUGCUUCAAAGGGAUUUUUAUUGAGUGAUGCAAUGCAUGACAUGAACUUCUACACACAAGUCUCCGAGUCGUUGCCCGAUGCAGGGCUUCCAGUGCUCAACUCCGUAUUGUUUAGUCAGCGACAUGUGGUUAACGACACUCCUUCAGUUGAAGAAGAAAUUGCAAGUAUUAAUGAGCACAUACGCAUAUGGCGUGCUUCCCGCCUACAGGAAGUGAUCACCAAGUAUGAGCACACCAAUGAACAGGCCUUACUAGACGCGAAGGUGGAGCAGCGCAUAAAAGCGCGUCAGACGGCAGAACAAGAGCGUGCCAUGCGCCGUAUUUCGCAAAUUCUAGGUUCUCUUAUUCCUGAAUUGGAAAAGAUGACGGCGUUUGAGGCGCCAUCCGAUGUGCUGGGCGCUGCCAGACGUGAGGCUCUGCUCAAACAGUGGAAGGAGCGGGAUGAACAGCAACAACGGCUUCUGAGGGAGAUGCGUCUUGCAGAACGUAACUGGCUUGUUGACCGUCAAUUUCAGCGAAAUGUGGAGGAGCGCAAUUCACUCGAGUCGCAGCAUUACUACAGUUAUAUGGAGCAUAAAAUGGAUGAACGAUUGGCCUUCCGUCAGCUUUGCGAAGCAUUUUAUGACGAGAAGAUAAUUGUUGGUGUAACCGAUGAUGAAUCAGUCGUACGGCAAAGGAUGCUGAGGCUGGAAACCGAGGGUAGGCUUUACAUAAUUGAACAGAUGCGCAGUGUCAUUGCCUUACCGGAAACUGCAGUAGCUUAG